Molecule: messenger RNA, 1047 nt
Organism: Dictyostelium discoideum AX4
Lineage: Eukaryota; Evosea; Eumycetozoa; Dictyosteliales; Dictyosteliaceae
Product: paramecium surface antigen repeat-containing protein
Exons: 4
Coding region: 1-1047 (348 amino acids)
Source: RefSeq, a predicted model, not a curated record
AUGAAAAUAAACUUGGUUCUGCUAUUUUUUUUAGUAUUAUUUUACAGUGUUGUAGAUAGUAGUUGUCCAAAUUGUUUAAAAGAAAAUGAUAUUUGUGGAACUAAUAAAGGAAAAUGUAGCUAUGAUACAACUUGCCUUUAUAACUCUUCUCUCACAUCAAAUCAAACUGGGAAAUGCAAUAAAUACUUGAGACAGGGUGAUGAAUGUAAAGUUGGUGAAAAAUUAUGUAUUGCUGGUACUUUAUGUCUUUUGGAUAAAGAAAAUGUUUACAGAUGUUUAGACUAUGGGUUUGCAACAUUAGGUGAAGAUUGUAAAUUAGAUUCUGAUUGUUCAACUAAUAAACUUGCUUGUAUUAAUGAUGUAUGCACAUUGAAACCUUCUGAAAACUGUGAUGGAUGGAAUAAAAUAAAUGCAAAUUGCAAAUAUAAUGAAUUUUGUUUAUGUUCAACAAAUUCAAACUGUUCUUGUGAAAAUAUAAAAUUAGAGGGUGAAUCGUGCACUUCUCCAGACGAUUGUUUAGGUAGAUUGGAUUGUAACAAUAGUGUUUGUACUAAAAAACAACCUCUUGGAUUAGGUGCUGAUUGUUCUGCUACUUACAAUUUUUGUGAUUACAAUAAAGGACUAUAUUGCUCAAAAGAUAUUUGUAUUGAAUACGUAGAACCAAGCCUAAGAUCAUGUAAUCCAAAUGCCACAUUUAACGAGUGUUUAGACUUUGAAAGAUGUAGUUGUUCAGAUAAUGAAUGUUAUCAAUCAAUUUCCCCACUAAAAACAAUGAAAUUGAUAUAUUCGGACGAAUUGGAAAUCUGUGCAUACGACAAUAAGUGCUCAUUAGUAGAUAAUAAAUUAUCAUCACAAUCCUGUCUUUCAAAAAAUUGUAGAAAAAUAAUGUGCGAAAAUAUUAAUGAUUACAAUAUUAAAGAAAGUGAUGAUUGUGGGAAAUUUGCAUUUGAAAGAAAUUUAUUUUGUAACUCAUCAUUUAAAAUAACUCAAUCAAUAACUGGUUAUCUAUUCAUUAUUUUAUUUUUUGUUUUUGUAAUUACUUUUUAA